GCACCAUUUCGUGUGGGUGGGCUGAUCAGCGCAGCUAGAUGCUAUUCCAAAAGUUACUGCGGACUACACUAUUAUAUAUAAACUGAUUAAACUAUAAACUGAUAGCAUAGAUUUUGCCAUCAUAGAGCAGAGAUGAGUGCCACUGUCGAACGGUUUGAGGUAAAGUAUAAACGGUUGGAGUCAAAGACCCUAGAUGCAGCUUCCUAUCUGCCUGUGCUAUACAAGGACAAUCUCAUUACUCUCAUACAAGAAGCUGUCACCCCAUUUCAGCCGGAUCUAGAGCAUGUUAGCUAUGAUUUUGGGCUAGAAUUAUCGCUCCGCAAACUCUUCUUCCAUAAUUUUGUUUCUCCAGCUACAUCUGUGGCCUUUAUUCUUCAGUGUCUCUCUGCUCUGGGUUUGAAGAGAGGAGACGUAUUUGACCAGUUAGAAUUUGAAGCAGAUGUAGCCUUUUCUUUGUCCAAUUCGCAUCCCAAAGUACUGAAUAGGGCAAGUGAGAUGUUAGAGAAAAUUAAAAAUGAUAUUGCUAAGAUUAUUUGUGACAUUGAUAUGGAUCUGGAGAAUAUUUAUGUUGAACUGGUCCGUCUGGCAUUGGUUGGAACAUAUAAACCAUCACGCAUGCCUGAAACAUUUUAUGAUGUGUUUGAUCACUUAUUGACAAGAACAGAAUCUCCAUCCGAAACUGCUAGCAUCAUUUAUUCAGUCCUUAGUUAUUUCCACUGCAAGAAUAAUGAAGUACCUAAACUAGACCCGUUCUUGAUUCCAGGUUUUAGUUUACGCAUAUCAUAUCCUGAAAUAUACCUUAAAUUGAGGUUUGCAGAGUUUUUGUACAGUCUAGGAGAGAAUGAUUGCAAAGUAGCAAUGAUGGCUUUCUCUCGCAUGCAUUUAAAUGAUGAAAUCAUUGAAAAUUAUUCUCCACUUGAAUUUGUUAGAAUUUUAUUUUGCCGUGGGGAAGCAGAUGUAGCAAAACUUAAUGAGCUGGCAAAGUACUUUGAUCAGCCAAACUAUUUUAAUGUAAAUCCAAGUGAACAGCAACAAAAUGAAAACUCUCCUGAUUCAGGUGCCAAUAAUCGUAAAGACAACCAUGAUUUACAAGUCACAUUGGCUUUUAUGAUAGAAAUUUGCCAUCUAAAAGAAGAUGAUUUUAAAAAAUUAGAUGAGUUACGACUUGAGAUAGAUCUAGCUCAAAUUUCUGUAUAUCCCCCUAUAUCUGAAAUUUUAAUUAAAAAAUUCCUGGUCCAUUUAAAUUUACGUCUAGAACAUAAAUCAAAUGACAAUGUUAGACCGUUCAGUAGAAAAGAGCAGAUUACAAUCCAAUUAGCCAUUCAAGGCCUUAAUGUCACAAAUGAAUCAUUAUUUUCUGAAGGUGGAGUACUAUCACAUCCCUUAGUUUACAUGCUGUUGAAUAGACUGGGCUACCCAGUAAAAAAGCUGGCUGUUUCUCCUACAAAAGCAGAAAAGUUAUCGAUAUACCUAGAAUAUCCUAGUUUUGACAUGAUGCUGACAUUAGCUGUUAUAGUUCGAUUGAUGAACAAUCAGGAAUCUAAAAUGUUUCACACCGCAAUGAUUCCUUCAUCUACCCCACCUAAUUUUACCCUAUCUAUUUGCGACACUCUAACAAAAAAAUUUGAAGCUGGUGAUUUGGAGAUGAAUGAUGUGUUGAAGUGGUUGAAAGAAUCCAAUUGUUCUAAAUAUAGAAAGUAUAUCAUGAAAUAUUUUGAAAGAUGUACUAAGACAGAUGAAAAACAUAAAGAAUUAGAAAAAGGGAUAAAUUCUAAAGAAAAGAGUUACGUAUCUCUUAACUAUAUCAAGAUAGUUAUAUGUGGUCCUCCUUGUGUUGGUAAAACAGCAUUCAAGGAUCUAUUGGCUAAUAGACCACCAACUUUGACGCAUAACAGCACACCCAUAGCUGCUCGCCCUGUACAAGCCAUUGAGCAAAUAGCUACUGCAGAUGGAGGAAAAGUGUGGAGAGGAAUGACUGAAGAAGAUCUAGUUCGAAUGCUUUCAAAUAUCAUACGUGAUACUGAAAUAACAGAUCCUGUUGAUGAUGCCACUUCUUUUACUCAAGCAACUCCAUUGCUAGCUACAAUGGCACCAACAGAUCUGCCAUCACCAGUGUCUGCCUCAGCAACUUCACCAAUACAUAUUUCAACUGUAUCUUCAUCACAGAUACUUCAAUCUACCUCAAGUACAAGUUCACCAUCAACAGAUGAGUUAUCUGAUUCAUCAUAUGAAGCGUACCCAAUUACUACUUUUGAACCAAAGAAAGAUUUAGAUUAUGCUAAAAGAAAAAUUAUUGAGCAAUUGUCAUUGCCUUCUUUUAAGAAUAGGGAAGGGUUACAACACUUAGAUGAAGCUAAAUGGAUUUAUCUUUUAGACAGUGGAGGCCAGCCUCAGUUUACUGAUCUCCUUCGUAUGUUUGUACGUCGUGAUUCACUGUAUAUUAUUGUAAUGAAGGUGACUGAAUCCCUUCAUGACAAACCUACAUUCAUUUACUCUAUCAAUGGUAAAAGACUCAAUACACCAAAAGAAAUGACCAUGACUAAUCUUCAGAUUAUUGAAAGCUUUGUUCGUUCUGUUGCAGCAACUUCAAGAGAAGACAAUAGUGAACCAGCAUUUGCUAUUAUAGCCACUCAUUGUGACAAACAAUCAUUUGUUAUGCAGAAAAUAGGUGUGCAGGAAACAAUUGCACAGAAAAAUGAGAUUCUCCUGUCACAGUUGAGUGGUUUUCUUGAUUUCUUUGUAUUCUAUAAUCGUGAUUCUAAUGAGCUGGUUUUUCCUGUGGACAAUCUUUGCCAAAAGGACCGUGCAACACUUUCAGCUAAAAUUCGUGAGCGCCUCCUGUCUGAUAUUAAAUUCAAUAUUAAGAUACCGGUACGUUGGUAUUUGUUUGAUUUAAAUAUAAAGAAUGAAGCAUCAAAGGAGACACAUGGAAUGAUCUCACUUGAGUCCUGCUACUCUAUUGGUCAAAAAUUAGGAAUGAAUAAAGAUAAUGUAGAUGAGUGUCUCAUUAAAUUGGACUUAAUGAGAUUAUGUAUUUAUUAUCCAAAGCUCCUUCCUCAUGUAAUCUUCACUAAUCCUCAGUUUCUGAUAGAUUGCCUCUCCAAGAUUGCUUGUGUGUCCUUUGUUGAUAAUUUAAAACAGAUAUUCCCUGAAGGUGUCCGUCUAUCUCAUGAAAUUAUACGUUCACUUAAAUACAAAGGAACUUUUGAUAAGGCACUAUUGCGUAGUCUUGAAUCUGUUUUAAACUUUGUUCCUGGUCUGUUCUCUAUGGAUGAUCUCCUAACAUUGCUAAAGCAUCUACUUGUUAUCUCCACCAUUGAAGGAGUUCAGGAAAUCAAAUAUUUCAUUCCUAUUCUUCUACCUGCAAAAAAAAUUUCUGAAAAAGGGAAAAAAUUAUUUCCUGUAUUAGCUGAUCCACUUCUUAUUACAUUUGAUGAAAAGCUAGUUUUACAGGGUUUAUUUCCAGCCUUGGUAGUCUCACUGUUGAGUCGAAAAGAGGAGCCUUUCUUCUUCAUUGAUAGUAAUACCAAUGAUUUUCCCCAGCAGCUCCGACAUGCAGUGAAGCUCUACACAGAGAGUCUCUUUGUUGGAUCAGUAUUCCUUUGUGAGAAUGUUGGAUCAAUCGAAGUUUAUUUCACAGGUCUUCCACAACAUUGUUAUCUCCUUCGUAAGGUGAUCCUUGAAGCAAUAAGAGCAAGUGCUGAAGUAUUGUGUUAUAAUGAGCAGACAUUAAAUGUGACUGCUCUUGUUCGUUGCACUCGGAAGCAUAUUCUGCCUGCUAAUGAUGAGAAGAUUCAUCCUAUAACCAUCUCAUACAGAAAUAACCCUCCUGAAAUAGGUUGCAGUGUUGAGAGUAGCUAUACUAUCACAACUAAUGAUUUAGAUAAAAAUCAAAGCUGUUGGCUGAUAGGAGCAGCAACUACAGAUCCUGAGGCCAUUUCAUUACCAACUGAUGGAAAAGCAAUAUUAAUUCAUACACAUGCUCCUAUUAUUAUUGAUGCUAUCAAAAGUGUAGUAUUUCCAUGGGAAAAUUUAGGAAUGAACUUGGGAAUCAAAAAGCACAAGUUAGAUGAGAUCAAGUACAAUUCCCAUGAUCAAGUUCAAGUUUGUCGUAAGGAAAUGAUUUAUCACUGGAUAGAUACAAGACAUGCUACAUGUAACAAAUUGAUAGAAGCUCUGAAGAAAAUUGGAGAACAUUCAAUUAUUGAUGAGAUAAAGCGUUUGCAAGCUGAUGAAUAGAAAUUGAAUUUUUAAGUUUGUAUUUUAUUGCUUUUACUGACAAUUGCUAUUUGCUUAUUAUUUUUUUAUUGUUUCGUAUUUUUGAGUGUUUUCACAAAAUUUAUUGUCUUUAAAAUUUGAUAUAACAAUUUGUAGUGACAGCAAAAAAA
Amphimedon queenslandica is the source of this 4388-nucleotide messenger RNA. RefSeq lists its product as uncharacterized. Bases 133 to 4239 code for a protein of 1368 amino acids. The record is from RefSeq and is a predicted model, not a curated record. The transcript is spliced from 7 exons. Gene Ontology annotation, molecular function: protein binding. Gene Ontology annotation, biological process: signal transduction. NCBI's taxonomy places the organism in Eukaryota, Metazoa, Porifera, Demospongiae, Haplosclerida, Niphatidae.